Molecule: messenger RNA, 1147 nt
Organism: Anopheles darlingi
Lineage: Eukaryota; Metazoa; Arthropoda; Insecta; Diptera; Culicidae
Exons: 1
Coding region: 253-972 (239 amino acids)
Molecular function (GO): N-acetyltransferase activity
Source: RefSeq, a predicted model, not a curated record
UUCAAAUGGUCAAACAAAGAAAAUAAAUGUACCGAAGGACUACAAUAAAGAGAAUGAAAUAUUUCUGCUUCGGAUUUCCUGUUGUUCGAUUCGACCAUUCGAUAACGAUUGAUGUGUGGGCCGAUGUUCUACUACCAGGGUUCUUAUCAGUGUUGAUAGCUUAUCACACAGCAUACUUUACUUUGAAAGCGACUCCAUCCCUGUACGCGUUCAUUGUCUUGUUCGUAGUGAGCGAAGACACUGAUCUACCAAAUGUGGACCUGGAAGCGCCUUGAUACCAUUCCAUAUCCCUCAGUGUGGCAUCGAUUUAGCGGUCGUGCACCGGAUUCAACCAAUCAACUUAUUAGCUACGUGGUCCAGGAUGUGCCCGAGGAGCGUUUUGAGGAAUGCAUUGACCACAUGUGUUCUUACUUUAUGCGGGAUGAACCUAUUUGUCGCUCCAUACGUUUGACCAGCGAUCCUGUUGGAAUACGUGAACUCAGCAAUUUGUGGCGUCAGGUCCUCUUACAACACUCUGCGGUUGUUUGCCUUCGCGAAGAUACCGGUGAGCUCGUGGGUGCCAAUAUUCUGAACGUUGUUUCACGGACUGAUGGCAAGUCAAAGCAACCAUUCCAUAGUGCCGGUUUGGAAAAGAUGAUCAACUGCACGCUGUACAUGACGGAGCAAGCAAAGCUGUUUGAACGUUAUCCGAUCGAGUGUUUUCUGUCCGCGUGGGGUCUUUCGGUGCAUCCGCGUUACCGUAGACUUGGACUGGCGAAGGAGAUUCUUUACGCACGCAUUCCGCUCUGCAAGUCUCUCGGCCUGAAACUCUCCGCAACUGUUUUCUCGCAUCCAGGAUCACAGAGCCCAGCCAGUAAGGUGGGUUUUCGUGAUGAGGUCGUAGAAAAGUAUGAAGAUUUGGAGAAGAAAGGUUUUGCGUUUCCUGACAUUAACAUAGAAUACAACAAACUGAUGGUGCUGAUGAUCGAAUGAUAACCCGUCAAGUUGUGUAGCAGUAACUCAACGAAAUAAAAGAGCUCCAAGUUGUAGCAUUAUUUCGAUAUAUUUCUCUGACAUUGCCUUUGCUGUUACCUUUUCAUUUCUAGUUUCCGUUGGCCAUCAUCAUAAGCAUGUGCACUGCUUUCCAUUACUCACAAGACGGCACCUU